AGAGGAUUCUCCACGACUCCACUAGCUCAGCAGUCAGCUGCUCGCGGUCCGACUCUUAUCACCCGAAGACGGCCUCGGAGAGCUGCCGGUAGCAGACCUUGCGCCGCAACUCCACGAAGCCACAGGAAAGACGGAAUCCAAAUUCCAUCCGGACUUCUCCACUUCUCCGGCCUCCACCCAGGAGAGCCCGAAGCCGGAAGCGCCUCGCCCUUGAGCACUUCCCAUGGCGUCCGCGUGGUGCCUCUUGGCCCCGGCCGCCGCGCCGGUGGCGGCGCCCGGCGCUCUCGGCGUCUCCGCAUCCGGGGGUGCCUUUGUCGCGCGGGCGGCGGUCCCGGCGAGGAGGCGGUGCAGGUGGGACGCGCUCGUGGUGUGCAUGGCCCCCGACGAGGAGAAGAUUACGCGGCGCUCGCCCCUCGAUUUCCCAAUCGAAUGGGAGAAACCUAAGCCUGGAAGGAGACCUGACAUCUUCCCAAAGUUCAGCCCUAUGAAAACUCCAUUGCCCCAUCCAUUACCAGCUGAUGAUCCUCUGGAUGAUGACGAGGAAGAGGAAGAGGAAGAAGCACAACCUCAAGAAGAACCGCAGGAGGAUGAUCCUGACAAGGAAGAUCCUGAGGAAGAUGACCCGGACAAGCCAACCGAGUAAUUUUGAAUGACGUGAGUUUUGAUAGAUAGACCCAGUGUCCAAUGUGCUUUGUCUUCCAGAGAAUUUGUGGGGUUUGAGCUAUGUUUGGAAAUGUUAGUUCUGUCGGCUUAUAUAGGCUCUAGAUGUAUGUUUGUUCUGCAUGGACCUUUGAGCUUUUCUAAAGCUAUGGAAGUUUUGUUCCACUCGUUUCAAUAUGAAUUGAUACGUAUUCUUAUGUUCUGACAGAAAGAUAUUUACAAGUAUACAAUACAAUAAGCUGUUGCAUGUUAAA
This is a messenger RNA of Brachypodium distachyon (stiff brome), 914 nucleotides long. RefSeq names its product cell surface glycoprotein 1. Bases 224 to 643 code for a protein of 139 amino acids. Lineage: Eukaryota; Viridiplantae; Streptophyta; Magnoliopsida; Poales; Poaceae. The record is from RefSeq and is a predicted model, not a curated record. The transcript is spliced from 2 exons.